Molecule: messenger RNA, 931 nt
Organism: Triplophysa dalaica
Lineage: Eukaryota; Metazoa; Chordata; Actinopteri; Cypriniformes; Nemacheilidae
Product: apolipoprotein D-like
Exons: 5
Coding region: 157-723 (188 amino acids)
Biological process (GO): lipid transport; brain development; tissue regeneration
Molecular function (GO): lipid binding
Source: RefSeq, a predicted model, not a curated record
UGCUUCUUGUUAGACAAAACCACAAUGACAAUGAAAUCUUCGUCUGUUCUGUAAGACUCCUCCUUUUGAAAACACACAUUUAUAGAAUCACUGCACUCUUAAUUUCUUCAACUCUACGAGCAGUUAGAAAGGACAGAGACAGCAGCUCCUGUGAAGAUGCAGGUCAUGAUUGUAUUACUUGUACCUCUAUUGGUUCCCUUUGUCUCUGCUCAGACAUUUCACUGGGGACCCUGCCCAACACCAAUGGUCCAACCAAACUUUGAAGUGGAUAAGUACCUUGGAAAGUGGUAUGAGAUCGAAAAACUCCCAGCAUCCUUUGAGAGAGGCAAGUGCAUCGAGGCAAACUACAUCCCCAGACCUGACAAAACCAUCCAAGUUCUCAAUGUUCAAACAUAUAAAGGUAAAGUUAGGACUGCUGAAGGAACAGCAGUCAUCCAGGACAUGAAGGAACCGGCAAAACUUGGAGUCAGCUUUUCCUACUUCACACCCUACGCCCCAUACUGGGUCCUCUCCACCGACUACAACACUAUGGCUCUUGUGUAUUCUUGCACUGAUGUUCUCAGGCUGUUCCACGUCGACUUUGCCUGGAUUCUCUCACGCACACGCACUCUGCCUGCAGAAACCGUCUACCACGCCAAAGAGAUUUUCUCACGGGACAACAUCGAUGUGAGCAAAAUGUUACCUACAGAUCAGCAAGGGUGUGACAUUCCUAUCAAACUCUGAAUGUUUUGGGUUAUUCAUACUUUUAUGUUUCCUGGUCAUUGUUUGCAAUGGCUUUUAAACAUAACAUUUCUGAAGUACAUUAAGUGGAGUGGAGUACACUGUUGUUAGGCAACUUAAUGCUAUAUCAAUGUAUCUGACCCAUAAUAUAAUACAAAUAAUUUGCAUUUUAUUUAUAAUGAAAAAAAAAUAAAAGCAUGUGUCUGACAAA